AACCCGGGGAAGAGGCUCGAGGCCCCGCUGGAUGGAAGGAGAUGCAGCUGAGGGUGUAGGAGUGAGAAGAGGCCGGAGACCGUGCCUCGGGGAGGCUUCAGGGAGAGGGGCCGGCGUGAGGGGGCCAGAGUUGAAGGGGCGGAGGGCAGAUGGGUUGUGGGGAAAUGAAUUCGGAUGAAGGGGACUAAUACGUGCGGGACGAUAGGCUGUGUAGACAUCGGCCUCUCUUGCUGGAGUGAGAGCUCGGUGGGAACUGGAGGAUGCCCGGGAGGGGGACCCAGGUGUUAGUCAGGAAGGUGAGUGAUGUGGAGUUGAGGGUGAGUUGGGGACGCGCGGCGCAGAUUUGGUUCUUCCUGAGGUGACGAGAUGGGGGAGAAAAAAGGGAGUCGACCAGCCGCGGGCUGAGUGAUCUUUGGGGAUACCUUUGACAUGGCCAGGCCUUCUCCAGAUUCUAAAUGGCUUCUAAGAAGUUGGGUGCAGAUUUUCAUGGGACUUUCAGUUACCUUGAUGAUGUCCCAUUUAAGAUAGGAGACAAAUUCAAAACACCAGCUAAAGUUGGUCUACCUAUUGGCUUCUCCUUGCCUGAUUGUUUGCAGGUUGUCAGAGAAGUACAGUAUGACUUCUCCUUGGAAAAGAAAACCAUUGAGUGGGCUGAAGAUAUUAAGAAAAUCCAAGACCAGCGGGAAGCAGAGGGUAAGGUUGAGGAAGCAGAAGCUAAAGUGAAUUCUAAGAGUGGCCCAGAGGGAGAUAACAAAAUGAGCUUCUCCAAGACUCACAGUACAGCCACAAUGCCACCUCCUAUUAACCCCAUCCUUGCCACCUUACAGCACAACAGCAUCCUCACCCCGACUCGGUACAGCAGUACCAUGAAACAGAAAGUUCUCAGCCCACCCCACACAAAGGCAGAUUUCAAUCCUGCUGACUUUGAGUGUGAAGAAGAUCCAUUUGAUAAUCUUGAGUUAAAAACUAUUGAUGAGAAGGAAGAACUGAGAAACAUUCUGGUAGGAACCACUGGACCCAUUAUGGCUCAGUUAUUGGAUAGUAACUUGCCCAGAGGUGGCUCUGGAUCUGUGUUACAGGAUGAAGAAGUCCUGGCAUCUUUGGAGCGGGCAACACUAGAUUUCAAGCCUCUUCAUAAACCCAAUGGCUUUAUAACCUUACCACAGUUGGGCAACUGUGAAAAGAUGUCGCUGUCUUCCAAAGUGUCCCUCCCCCCCAUUCCUGCAGUAAGCAAUAUCAAAUCCCUGUCCUUCCCCAAACUUGACUCUGAUGACAGUAAUCAGAAAACAGCCAAGCUGGCAAGCACUUUCCAUAGCACAUCCUGCCUCCGCAAUGGCACGUUCCAGAAUUCCCUAAAGCCUUCCACCCAAAGCAGUGCCAGUGAGCUCAGUGGGCAUCAGAGUCUUGGGAUUUCAACUUUGAACUUGGACAGUGGCACAGAAGUGCCAGCCCUGACCCCUUCUGAUAUGAUAUCCCAGACGCCUUCCCUCUCUGUCUUGUCUGUGUGCACAGAAGAAUCGUCACCUCCAAAUACAGGUUCCACGGCCACACCUCCUAAAUUCUCAAUGUCACAAGUGCCCAACACUCCCAGCUGUCCCCAGGCUUAUUCUGAACUGCAGACGCUGUCCCCCAGUGAGCGGCAGUGUGUGGAGACAGUGGUCAACAUGGGCUACUCCUAUGAGUGUGUCCUGAGAGCCAUGAAGAAAAAAGGAGAGAAUAUUGAGCAGAUUCUCGACUAUCUCUUUGUACAUGGACAGCUCUGUGAGAAGGGCUUCGACCCUCUUUUAGUGGAAGAGGCUCUGGAAAUGCAUCAGUGUUCAGAGGAAAAGAUGCUGGAGUUUCUUCAGUUAAUGAGCAAAUUUAAGGAAAUGGGUUUUGAACUGAAAGACAUUAAGGAAGUUCUGCUAUUACACAACAAUGACCAGGACAAUGCUUUGGAAGACCUCAUGGCUCGGGCUGGAGCCAGCUGAGACCAGGCCCUGCCUAAACCCUGCCACGGAACCACCCCUGCAGGAGGCCCUGAGGAGCCCACCUGUGGGGAAGGAGAAGGGGCGCGCGUCCAGAUUUUCUUUUGGGGGUGGAAGGUCAGGUGUGGAGACUGUUUGCCAGUCUCUAUGAGCCUAGGCCCUGAGCUGGGGAGAAAGUGGGGAAGAUUUGGCAUGUGAAUGCCCUUAGAACUGUCCUGGCUCCUUCCAUAUUAAAUGUAUUUGUAUUUUGAGAAGUGUCCUUCCCACCUUGGCCCUCCAGAGAGAUGUCUCUGGUUUUUCUGGGGUCUGUAUGUCCUCAGCUGAAACCUGGGCUGGCUGCCAAAAGGAGCCAGGGAGAAGAGGCGGGAGGGCCAGACUCAGUGCUGCUCUGGGGCUAGUUGCUUCCCUCCCCCCCUGCACUGGUGGACUGAACUGUAAUACAGGUUGAGUGCAAUUGAAAGGUUCUUCCAGGGUUUUAUUUUCCCCCCCUUUUAACAAAGUCUCUUAGUGUUACACUGGUUCUGCAAUGUCACUGAGGUGCAAAGAAUGCCCUUUCCCCAUGGGGCCCUGAGUUUGCCUCUUCUGCCAGGCAGUUACCAUGCUUCCCUGACCCAGCCUGUUUCUUUCGGCUUGGUUUGGACCACAAUCCUCUGCUACCAGGAUUUUAGAGCCCCCUGCUCUAGGAAACAGUUGUCACAUUAAGAAAUCAUUGGCCCCUUCCCAGCACACUGAGUUGGGGAGAAACAGGUCAUGAUUUAGUUGCCCAGCACUAACUCCACCUCAGUUCUCUUUGGAGAACAGCCUCUCCCACCAGUCCCCUGCUCUAGGAUGACACAAUGAGUAACAGCUAGUCAUAGAAAUCAGUCUCUUUGGUUUGUUUUGUAUUAUGCUGUACAUCAUUAAAUAUCUAAAUACGGAGGAUAUACAGUCUUGAUUAAUCUAAAGUAAUUUGCUAAUAACUAUUUUGAUUCUUCAGAGAAAACUAAUAAAAAUCUAAAAGGUA
This is a messenger RNA of Myotis brandtii (Brandt's bat), 2970 nucleotides long. It is a transcript of the gene UBAP1, whose product is annotated as ubiquitin associated protein 1. NCBI's taxonomy places the organism in Eukaryota, Metazoa, Chordata, Mammalia, Chiroptera, Vespertilionidae. Gene Ontology annotation, cellular component: ESCRT I complex. The record is from RefSeq and is a predicted model, not a curated record. Gene Ontology annotation, molecular function: ubiquitin binding; DNA binding. Gene Ontology annotation, biological process: ubiquitin-dependent protein catabolic process via the multivesicular body sorting pathway; regulation of DNA-templated transcription.